CUCCACCUUCUUCCCUCCCACUCAACUGGGCCGCGAGGAAGUCGCAAGAUGGCUGAUGUCGCUUGGAAGUAAUGUUCCCCUCUGCAACAUGAAGCCGUGAGUGUGGAAGAAAGCGAGGGAGGCACCAUCGGGCUUUUAUUUUUAUUUUCUUUUAAGUUACUUUUCUUUUAUUUCGUCAAACAUCCAUCUCAUUCCGCGUCGUGUCCGCCCCGGACUUGUCUUCGGGAGUUGACGCGUCAAAUCACGCCGGGGACCCUGCCAGCAGCUAACAGCAGCUAGCCGCACAGUUAGCAAAUAUUAGUACAGCUAGUCAGUCAACCAGGCUCACCGCUUUUUAGUUUAUUUUUAACUGAUAUUCUGACACCCGCGAGCCAGUAACCUAUCGCUACACAUGUGCUGACAUUUGCCUGAGGUAGUGCAGAAUAAAUGUCAAAUAUUUCAGCUGUCAGAUUAAAAAAAAUAAGGAUUUUGCGAGCUGCUCGGUGUAACAUCAUGUCCGCGAACUGGCCGUCCAGCCUGUGGGUUGCUAACUAAUGCGCAGUAUUGCAUCUGUUUCAUGUGCACAAACCAGCAGGAUCACUACUUUGUAGAGUUUCUUGAUAAUAUCCACCACCUGGCAUGCAUUUCCGUUAUUAGCUGCCAACCACAUUUUGGAAGCCGGUUAUGUUAAAGCCAAAUUAUGGAAGCAGGAAAUAUGGUGAACUUUUUCUGGUUGUAGGUAGCUGCACUGGCCUUGCUGGCAUCUCACCAGAAAUCCACAGGGAUGGACACUAAACUGAGCACCCACGACCAAAACUGAGGAAUUCAUUAUCUCGGGAAAAAAGUAACGUUAGCUGACACACUUGCACAGCAGUGCAUGGUGACUCAUUUCACUAGUCUGGGUGACACAGACGUGGUUUCGCAGGGUUUAACUAAACUCUACAGUUAGUCACUACACCGGAGACCAGUUAGCUUGCCUACAGCUAGCUACAGUCUCGCCCCACACCACAUCACAAACACGGCGUACAGGACGUAUUCAGAGCCCGCUCCCGGCCAAACCCACAGGCUCAAUAACACCGUCAUGGGAGUGCAGGGUUUUCAAGAAUAUCUAGAGAAGCGGUGUCCCGGGGCCGCAGUCCCGGUGGACCUCCUGAAGCUUGCCCGUACCGCGGCCCGCCAGCCCCCUCACCAUCAUCAUCCGCACCACCACCCACAUCACCCCGGGCCCAUGCCUCCCCCGCCCCCGCCUGCCAGGAUCCUCAUCGACGCUGACUCCGGCCUGCAGCGCCUCUACGGCGGCUACCAGACGGACUGGGUGUGCGGGGGCGAGUGGAACGCCAUGCUGGGCUACCUGGCCGCCCUGUCGCAGGCCUGCCUGUACCAGGGCGGCCUGGAGCUGGUCGUGGUUUUCAACGGCACACUGGGGAAGGAGCGCUGGCCCGAGUGGGCGCGGCGAGCUCAGGGCCAGCGACAGACGGCGCAGCUGAUAGUCAACCACGUCGGCAGCAAGGCCACCCCGCCUCCCCGGGCAUGGUUCCUGCCCCCGGCCUGCCUCAGCCACUGCGUCCGCCUCGCCAUGUUCCGCUUCCGAGUGCGGGUUGUACAGACUUUGGAGGACCACCACCAGGAAGUGCUGUCUCUGUACAGGGACUAUGGAUUUGCUGGCCUGAUCGCUCAGGAUUCGGAGUUUGCCCUCUGUAACGUACCCGCCUACUUCUCCUCGCACGCGCUCAAACUGAGCUGGAACGGCAAGAACCUGACCACACACCAGUAUCUGUUGUCUGAGGCUGCCAGGCAGCUCGGGCUCAAGACACAGCACCUGCCCUGCUUCGCUGCUCUGCUGGGAAACCAUAUUCUGCCUGAUGAGGACCUGGCUGCCUUCCACUGGAGUCUGCUGGGACCAGAACACCCACUAGCUUCUCUCAAGGUGCGAGCCCAUCAGUUGGUGCUGCCGCCCUGUGAGGUGGUGAUCAAGGCCGUCUCCGAGUACGUCUCCUCCAUCAAAGACCUGGGAAACCUCGACGCCAUCGCCAGAGAUGUCUUCAAACAGUCACAGUCUCGUAUGGAGGACAAAGUGGAGCGAUUCAAGAAAGCUGUGGAGUAUUUCUCAGCCGCCUCCAAACCACGUUCGCCCAACAUGGGGCCCUCCUCUUUCAUUUUACCUGGGUUUGGACCCAAUCCAUUUGGGGGACCACCUGGCCACAUGGGACCGAUGCAGCCUGGAAAGAAUCAGUUCCCUCCCCAGGUUCCGGGGUUAAAGCCACCCUAUCAAAAUGCUCCGUACGGACCUGGCUCCACCCCUCUGUUCCAGAACCCACCACCACCGUCCCAAGACUGCAACGAUUCACUGACAGGCAAGAUGGGCCUCUCUGACUGGUCAGCUCCAUAUGAUUCCACUCAGGGGGGAAGCCGAUUACCCAACCAUCACACCGGCACUCAGUCCGGUCCCUCUCCGUCUCCUUCCUCGUCAUCAGAUGGAGAUGAACCCAACGACAGCAAUGCAAACCAUUUGACGGACAAGCCCUCUCGGUGGGAGGAUCCCGCCGGAAGGGGGGGCUCGGCCUCUGGAGACGGUUCCCAAGGCAACGGGAGCGGGUCAAACAUUCCGUCACUGCUGUCUAUGGCGACGCGGAGUCACAUGGACAUAACCACACCCCCUCUGCCUCAGGUUAGUGCUGAGGUUCUUCGUGUAGCUGAGCACAGACACAGAAGAGGACUGAUGUAUCCUCAGAUUUACCACAUAUUGACCAAGGGAGAGAUGAAGAUGCCAGUGUGUAUAGAGGAUGAGUGUAACUCAGAGCUGCCUCCUGCCUCUCUGCUGUUCCGUGCUGCCAGACAGUAUGCCUACGGCGUCCUCUUCAGUCUGGCCGAAACACACCGCCGCCUGGAGAGGCUCGCCCUCCGGAAAAGGGCUCCCCUGGAAGUUCCUCCAGUGAUUGUCAAAGAGUGGAGCAGCGGUAAGGCCAAGUCAGCCCUGACUCCGGAGCUGGUUCCGGCCCUGUGUUUCCGGGAGUGGACCUGCCCCAACCUGCGGCGGCUGUGGUUGGGUCGAGCCAGCGAGGACCGCUCCAGGAGAACCAGGGCCUUCCUGGCCUGCUUACGCUCCGACUGCCCAGCCCUCCUCAACCCAGCACAAGUCCCACAGCAUCUGCUGCUCAUGUGCUGCGUGCUCAGGUAUAUGAUGCAGUGGCCUGGAGGAAGGAUCCUCCAUAGACAUGAGCUUGAUGCCUUCUUGGCGCAGGCUGUUUCCAACCAGCUCUACGAACCCGACCAGCUACAGGAGCUCAAGGUGGAGAAGGUGGACGCCCGCGGCGUGCAGCUGGCUGCUCUCUUUAUGGCCGGCGUUGACACAGCACUGUUCAUCAAUGAUGUGUGUGGCCAGCCAUUGCCAUGGGAACACUGCUGUCCCUGGGGCUUCUUUGACGGCAAACUGUUCCAGAGCAAACUGGCCCGGGCCGCUCGAGACCGGGCUGCCCUGCUGGACAUGUGUGAGGGGCAGGAGGAGCUGGUAUCCAAGGUUGAGAAGAUGCGUCAGGCGAUCCUCGAGGGCAUCAACCUGUCCCGCCCUCCUCCUCCUCCCCCUCCUCUUCCACCUCCUGCCUUCCUACCCCCCGCCAUGGUGCCCCCUUUCUACCCCAUGCCUCCCCUCUACCCACCUCGCCCCAUGGGCGGCAUGCCUCCUCAUCAUCACCCGCAUCAUCCACAUCACCCGGCCCAGCACAGACCCAGAGCCUUCCCAGGCAUUCAGUCCAUCCCCCCUCAGGGAGGGAAACUGGAGAUAGCUGGCAUGGUUGUCGGCCAGUGGGCUGGGAACAAACCAAUCCGUGGGAGAGGGGGGUUCAACAUGCAGGUGGUGUCAGUGGGAGCAGGGAAAGGGAGGGGUAAAGAGAUUCCAGCAAAAGUAAGGGGAGGGAAAAAGGCAACUGCCAACAGAACACAGACGUCAUCCCCCCCAUCCAGCAGUCCCCCAAAGCCCUCAGAGGAGGCGGGCUCCACGCCAGAGGUUGCGACCCAGCAGCUGAACGGCAGCUCAGCAGCCUCCGCCAUCAGCCAGCCCUUGGAGCUGGCCCCCCUGGCCCAGCCAAUCCCGUGUGCCUUAGCCAGCAGAGACAACCAAUCAGAGGGGGUGGAAGUGGAGGCCCCCUGUUGCCUUGACGACUGCCCGUCAGACGGAGCGCUACAGAAGGAAGAGUGACGGCGUCCUUACCGGGAUGCGCUGCUCUGAGAGAGUUAUCUGUGUUCGACUGCCUUUCCCUGUUUUUGUAGCCCUGCCUGCUAGCUGUGCACAUUUAUCACAUGGAGCAGGAAGCGACGCGAGGCUCCUCCUCGUCCUCUCUGCUGCUCCAUGCGAUAAGCCAAAGCAGUUAGCUGUUACUCCCUUUUUAGUUUUCUCAUGUGGUUUUACAUUGUUUUAUGAAGAGAGGAUUUCUCCAUGAGUCUGUAAGCGCCCCACCCCUCAAAAAUCCUAAAUGCCUCCCUCCCGCACUCAGAGUAAAAUAAGCUUGAAGCCCCACCCCCCCCACCCUCCC
Messenger RNA from Thunnus maccoyii (southern bluefin tuna), 4508 nucleotides. RefSeq names its product family with sequence similarity 120C (gene fam120c). The transcript has 17 exons. The record is from RefSeq and is a predicted model, not a curated record. Lineage: Eukaryota; Metazoa; Chordata; Actinopteri; Scombriformes; Scombridae. The coding region runs from base 1061 to 4174 and encodes 1037 amino acids. Gene Ontology annotation, cellular component: nucleus.